Carcharodon carcharias (great white shark) is the source of this 5857-nucleotide messenger RNA. RefSeq names its product EFR3 homolog A (S. cerevisiae) (gene efr3a). The transcript is spliced from 27 exons. Gene Ontology annotation, biological process: protein localization to plasma membrane. NCBI's taxonomy places the organism in Eukaryota, Metazoa, Chordata, Chondrichthyes, Lamniformes, Lamnidae. Gene Ontology annotation, cellular component: plasma membrane. The record is from RefSeq and is a predicted model, not a curated record. Bases 425 to 2956 code for a protein of 843 amino acids.
CGGAAGUACUUCCCCUCUUUCCGGACUGUUGUUUUGAAGCGGAGUCAAAGUUGAAGCAAAGGAGCCACCCGGGAAUCAGGAGGUAAUGAAAUGGUGCAAUAGGAACCCAUGAACUAAUUCCCCUCGGUGAAAGUUGUCCAGCAGCAGAGGAUUGCCGGGACCCAGGAUGACUGCAGAGGGCAACAGGCAUGGCACCAAGCCAGAAGUACACAUUACUCCACUCCUCCAAGCCCUGCUGAGGGGCACUGAAGACAGGACACAUUGAUUUCUGGAUGUGGGUGUCAUUAGAUGACCUAGGGUGCGGCUUUGACUGUGAAGUCCCUCAUCCCGAGAGCUGCAUAAUAGUGCCAUGGGUUCCAUGUCCCUCAGUGAGGAAGGUGCAGUGAAAUCUAAGUCUUAAGUCUGAAGCUACAGAGUGUACAGGAUGCGAAGGUAUAUUCAGGUACCAAGAGCUGAACCUGAACAAGUCUACAGGUUUAACACUGGGUGGGAACCAAGACCCUUACUUUCCUGUGGAAUAUGUGGCUGCUGUGGUGCCUUCCGCCCACGAUACAAACGCUUGGUAGAUAAUAUCUUUCCUGAAGAUCCAAAGGAUGGUCUUGUGAAAGCUGACAUGGAGAAGUUGACCUUCUAUGCAGUCUCUGCUCCAGACAAACUAGAUCGAAUAGGGAAGUAUCUUGCGGAACGGCUUAGCCGGGAUGUUGUCAGGCAUAGAUGUGGGUAUGUUUUCAUUGCGAUGGAGGCACUGGACCAGCUUUUGAUGGCUUGUCAUUCCCAAAGCAUUAACCUCUUUGUUGAAAGCUUCCUUCAAAUGGUGGCCAAACUAUUGGAGUCUGGAGAGCCUGAGCUUCAAAUUCUUGGCUCCAAUUCGUUUGUCAAGUUUGCAAAUAUCGAGGAAGACACUGCUUCAUAUCACAGGCGCUAUGACUUCUUUGUGUCUCAGUUCAGUGCAAUGUGCCAUUCUUAUAUUGAUGAUCUGGAAAGCAGAACUCAGAUCAGGAUUGCAGGCAUCAAGGGGAUUCAAGGAGUCGUUCGGAAAACAGUCAAUGAUGAGCUACAGACGAUAAUAUGGGAACCUCAGCAUAUGGAUAAGAUUGUUCCUUCACUUCUCUUCAACAUGCAAAAGACCGAGGACCCUGACAGCGAGCACAACCCUCCCUCUGUAAGAAGUGCAGAUAAAGAUGAGGACCCUGCUGCUCUAGCAGAGAGUUGUUUUCGAGAACUGCUGGGACGUGCAGCUUAUGGUAACAUGAACAAUGCCAUCAGACCUGUCCUAGUUCAUUUAGACAACCAUCAGCUCUGGGACCCAAAUGCAUUUGCUGUUUCCUGCUUUAAAAUUACAAUGUAUUCUAUACAGGCCCAGCAUUCUCAUCAUGUGAUUCAGCAGAUUCUUCGACAUCUGGAUACUCACAACAAGGAUUCUCCAAGGGUCCGAGCAGGCAUUGUACAGGUCCUUUUAGAGACAGUUGCUAUAGCAGCAAAAGGCUCUAUUGGUCCAACCGUUUUGGAGGUGUUUAACACGAUGUUGAAACACUUGCGUCUCAGUGUUGAUUUUGAGUUGUCCAAUGAGCAUAGUUCUACUGGUGCUUUAUCAACCAGCAACGAUGAGAAAGUAGUUCAGGAUACAAUUAUACAGACUAUUGGCUUUUUUGGGAGCAGUCUUCCAGAUUAUCAAAGAUCAGAAAUCAUUAUGUUUAUUAUGGGGAAGGUGCCCACUUUUGAUGCUGGAUCACAUGCACUAGACUCCAGCCACUCUGGAGAGCGAGGAACAAGAACCAUCCAAGUCAUGCUUCUGAGAUCUCUCCUUAUGGUGACUUCAGGGUAUAAAGCCAAAAGUAUAGCAGCUGCGCUUCCGUCUCCAUUUUUAGAGCCCAUACUAUCAGUUUCUCUAAUGGAAGAUAGUGAACUAAGGCAUCUCGUGCUACUCAUUCUACACAAUCUUAUCGAUCGUCAUGAGAACAAGGCAAAACUCAAAGGAAUGAGAAUCAUCCCUGAUGUUUCAGCGUUGAAGAUAAAAAGAGACAAGAGCUCAAAGCAGGACAUAAGUUUCAUGAAAAAGCAAGGACAGCAGUUGUACAGACACAUUUAUAUGGGUUGUAAAGAAGAUGAUAAUGAACAGAAAAACUUUGAAUCUCUUUUUGUUGCUCUUUCACUCAUCACAAUUGAACUGGCCAAUGAUGAAGUGAUCAUAGACUUGAUUCGGCUUGCUCUUGGCAUACAGGACUUAGCUGUUAGUAAUGAAGAUAACCUACCCGUUUACAAUCGUUGUGCCAUAUUGGCUCUGGUGGCUGCGUACUUGAAUUUCCUGAGUCAGAUGAUUGCAGCACCAGCUUUCUGUCAACAUGUUAAUAAGGUGAUUGAAGUGAGAAACAAAGAAGCACCAUAUCUUUUGCCUGAAUAUAUCAGAGAAAAGUAUGGAUUGCCCAAGACCCUGGAGACGCAAGACAAAAGCUGUCUUUUCUUGCAAAACAAGAUUGCAGAUGCAUUGGCUGGCAGUGGCUACAAUGUUGAUAGGCUGUCGGUGCCCUAUGUGCCCCAACCUACAGAUGAAGACAGAAUAUCCAGAAGAAAGAGUAUUGUUGACACUGUGUCUAUCCAGGUUGACCUCCUUGGUGUCAGUGUACAACAGGAUAAGAUGAAGAUGGUUGAAGAAAUCACCUUUGAAACACUGAAGAAAGCCAUAGAUAGCCAAAAUCUUGAAGAACAAGAAAGAGAAAAGCGGCGUCAAGUAAUUGAAAAGUUUCAGAAAGCACCAUUUGAGGAAAUUGCAGCUGAAUGUGAAUCCAAGUCAAACCUGCUCCAUGACAAACUUACAGAGAUAUUUGAACUGACAAUAAGGGUCUCUCGGAUAUUAUGUGCAGACCACUGCCUGAUGGAUUUAUGGUCAAAGAUGUUUCUCUGCAUAAACUUUUCCACGAAGGAUAGUGGCCACCUCCAAGCCCAUCAGGAUCCAUGAGUGUUGCAGCUGGCCACGUUCAGUACCAUUCCAUCCCAGUCUAUGAAAUGAAAUUUCCAGACCUCUGUGUUUAUUAGCCACUGUUACUGUUUGGAAAAUCUCAAGGAAGCAGAUAAUGAAGCAAAUAAUUCAAAGAACAAAAUUCGUCUGGAGGGCAUUAAGUUUCCAUUGAUUAUAUUAUACUUCAGAAUAGUGUUCAAGUGGAACAAUUUCUCUGAAUAAGUUGAAUAAUAUUAGGGCUAGUUGAACUGAAGUUCACUGUGAUAUGGUAUAGUCCUUUAGUGUGUAUAAUGUGUAAGGGUAUGAGCAUCAUGUAGUACAAGAAUGCAUUUAAAUGUUUACCACUUGUUUGAGGAGGCAAAGACUAUAAUAUUUAUACCUGGCAAGAGGUCCAAAUAGUUGGAGGAGUGAUCAUUAAUAUUCACAACAGUGAAAGUACAGUUAUGAACAAAACUAUGCAUGGCUUUUGUUUUUCUUUUAGAAAUAGGAAUAUAUGCAGAAAAAAAAUGGCCUGUAUUAACACAACUGAGCUAGGUUUUCUCUGUAUCACAUUCCUGUUAACUCGAACUAUUUUUAGUGAAGUUUGUCAUUUUUCUUCACCAGCAUUCCAAAACUUGUGAAAAAAAUGUAUGUGUAAUUUCUGAAUUUAAUCACUUGUCUGAGCCAAUCGCAUUGAACAACAGAUGGAGCAAAUUGGUUUUAAGUUAGUCAGAGCUGUCUCCAUGCACAGGAAACCUGGAUGAUUUUAUGACUUUUUUACACCUAGGAAAUUUAUUUAGAUUGCUGGUUUUCAGAAUCUACCUAACUGUUACAGGGUCUGUUCCUAUUGACUGCAUAAAUAUGCAUACAGUAAUCUAGCAGCAAAAUAGCACAAUGAUUUUAUCAUAAAUCAGUUGGCCUAAAACAUCAGUGGGCCCAUUUCCAAUAUCCAUAGAAAAACCUAGCAACAACCCAACUCAGCUGACCAUGUUUGAGGCAUACUUAGAAAUAUUACUAAUAGUUCACUUCAGUAAUUUGGAGUGUAAAUAUUGAGGAUGUAUUGUUGUUUUUCUUACAAUGAUAAUUCUGAACUCACUGCAAAAGGAGCUUUUUCAUGCCCACCUGAACAAUGACACUUAUUGGCAGUUUUCUUCCUCCGCCCUUUCACAUUUAUGAAGUUUCUCAAUUCUACACAUCUUUCCUGACCAAGAGGACUGGCUUGAGCCCUGCUCCAGUCCAGUCAACUCCACACAGCUAAUGAAAGUACACAAGUGAGCGCUACUGGGAUUGAUCUCUGAUUUCCGUACUCGGGUUAUGGAUGAGAUUUCUUGACUUGAACAAUACUCUGUAUACACCAUUGGUCACUGUUUUGCUUUGCUGUUGGUUAUCCUUGACAUUGAGAAAUUGAUGUUAAAAUUAGACAUCCAUAAAGCAUGGAAAAUAGUGACUAGAUUUCUAAUGUUUUUUAGUAUUUUUGCACUGCAGCAUUGAAGGAAAUUUUUUUUUAAAACAAGUCUGCACAUUUUUGCUACUACCUAUGCAGGAUGAAAUAUCUGAAAUCAUGCACAAGUAGAGAUUCCAUGUGGCUUCUUUCCUGCUCUAGGCCCUAUUCUCAGAAGGGUACCAGCUGAAAAUGUUAUUGUUACCUCAAUUACACAUGAAAAAUUAUCAAAAUUGUAAUAUUGUUCAGUAGUUAAGACACUUUGUGUAUGCUUUAGUAAUUGACUUAAUGAUGAAUAAUAUAGGCAGCAGAUAAUACAGGCAUCAAAUCCAGCUGUAUAAAAUGCACACGCAUGUUGUUUUUUAAGAAUGCUCAUUUAGCUAACUUUAUCAUUUUGAAACUUUCUAAAUUCACUAUUUCAAAUUGGCUAAAUAGAAAUGUGCAACACAUAUGGAAAAUCCAUGCAGUGGACCAACCUGAAUAAUGUUGUAAUUAAUUGUCAUUAAGGAAUGGAAGUUAAAUUGUGAAUGGAAAUCUUGUCUUUUUAUUAAUUUAAAGACAAGACAUUUAAAUGUAGUUAAAUAAGAUGCCAGCAAUACCAGACAAAUCAGCUGCUGUUUUUUGGGGGUUUCUGCGGAAAUUUUAUUAUCACCAAACCAAAUUUUAAAGUGAUUGUUGUUCGAUAGUUGUGGUACAGUUAUAUUUGUUUAAAAAUAUUUCUCACAUAAUUUUAUUUUCUUGUAAUUAUGAUCAGAUUAGACAAUCUGAGUGCUUUCAUUUGAUUUUUGUUCAACUUCCAAUGGUUUUGCUUGCAAUUCCAAACUUCAUAUGCAUUUGAAAAUAUGGGAUAAAUCACCAUCUGAUUUUAACCUACAUUUAAUUAAAAUGUUAAUAGUGCUGUAUUAUGAGAAAAUUGUAUUAAACAAUUCUUUUUGUUCACAAUGUUUACUUUUCAAACCAAAUAAAUAGCAAAUUCCAAAUGUUAUGUUGGAAACCAGUUUCCUAUGGGCUUGAUUGUUAACGUGAACAGCAGUUUGUUUGGAUUGGUAAAAAUCAUGUGAUUUCAUUAAUUGAAUGUUUUGACUUUAUUGAGCACUUUUUAAAUGACUAUUUGCUGUUUUUUGUACGCACAUAGUUAUGGUGAUUGCUGUGUUGCAUCAGCACAAUAUUUGUGAAGUUCUGCUAUAAAUCCUAUGUUGUGAUCUGUUUGUGAUGCCUCAACACUUCAAAGCUUGUCGUCCUGUAAGCACAGCUUAAGCUAUGACCAGAUGCGAAUAAACAAUGUUGGCAGUUAUGUAAAACCUAGGUAUGUAGAGUAUGAUGUUUUCAGGAUGUUUCACACAUUGAGUACAUUUUUUGUCUGUAAAACAUUGGCUUCUGUGUACUGUUCAGUCUUUGUCACCCUGCAGAUAAGCUGAAAAUUUAAUGUGAAGUGUUCGCUGCACAAAUGUAAAGGGCAAAAUAAACAUCUUCACUGUUAA